Molecule: messenger RNA, 447 nt
Organism: Cryptococcus amylolentus CBS 6039
Lineage: Eukaryota; Fungi; Basidiomycota; Tremellomycetes; Tremellales; Cryptococcaceae
Exons: 1
Coding region: 1-447 (148 amino acids)
Source: RefSeq, a predicted model, not a curated record
AUGAGGGGCACAUUCGAGGGCAUCCCUAUCUUGGAAGGCACAGACAAUUACCAUCUAUGGGCAACCACCCUUGAGGUGUGCGUAGCUGCUAGGUGCAAUGCCAAACUAGUCCUUCUGGGUGUCGAAAAGGAACCAUACAGGAGAGAUGUGACAGGCUUGACCGGAUUAGCGAGAGCCGCCAUUUGCCCCUCUGAGGAAGUAGCGGGAGACGCUUUCCCUCCUGUAGGAGCAAGAGCGCCCAGUGAUGUCCCAGACGAGGAAAUGAGGGAAAGAUGGGAAAAGUGGGCCAAGAAGGAAAGGAACGCGAGGUGGUACUUGAUAAUGACUGUGUCAGAGGACCUCAGAGGCGAACUUCGCUAUGUCUGGUCCAGCGCAGAGAUCUGGGAGUAUUUCGAGGCCAUGUUUGGCCCCGACCCCGAGAGGGACAUUCCGCGAAAGCGAGCGUAA